Molecule: messenger RNA, 739 nt
Organism: Neopelma chrysocephalum (saffron-crested tyrant-manakin)
Lineage: Eukaryota; Metazoa; Chordata; Aves; Passeriformes; Pipridae
Product: eukaryotic translation initiation factor 3 subunit G-like
Exons: 7
Cellular component (GO): cytoplasm; eukaryotic translation initiation factor 3 complex
Molecular function (GO): translation initiation factor activity
Source: RefSeq, a predicted model, not a curated record
CCCGUCAUGCCCCGCGCGCGGCCUGCUCCUGCCGGAAGUGGCGGCGGGUCCUUCCGGUCCUUCCGGUUGGGAGCGUGAGGGCGGCGGAGGCGAUGCCGACCGGGGACUUCGACUCCAAGCCCAGCUGGGCCGACCAGGUGGAGGAGGAGGGAGGAGAGGAUGACAAAUGCAUCACGAGUGAGCUGCUCAAGGACCUCCCCCUGCCCGGGGUCCUGGGGGGCCCCUCCAGCGCCGAGGCCGAGCUGCUCAAGGGAGGGCCCCUCCCGUCCCCCAAGGAGCUGAUCAACGGGAACAUCAAAACCAUCACGGAAUAUCGGGAGGAGGAGGAUGGACGCAAGGUCAAGAUCAUCCGGACCUUCCGCAUCGAGACCAGAAAGGCCUCCAAGGCCGUGGCCCGUCGGAAGAACUGGAAGAAGUUCGGGAACUCGGAGUUCGACGCCCCCGGGCCCAACGUGGCCACGACCACCGUGAGCGACGACGUCUUCAUGACCUUCAUCACCAGCAAGGAGGACCUGAACUGCCAGGAGGAGGAGGACCCCAUGAACAAGCUGAAGGGGCAGAAGAUCGUGUCCUGCCGCAUCUGCAAGGGCGACCACUGGACCACGCGCUGCCCCUACAAGGACACGCUGGGGCCCAUGCAGAAGGAGCUGGCCGAGCAGCUGGGGCUCUCCACCGGCGAGAAGGAGAAGCUGCCGGGGGGUAGGACACCCCCACCCGUGCUGGGGGUCACUGGGAGGGG